AUGGACUGGCUUCUUCAAGAAACUUCUGAUGAAACUCUAUUACAUGUAUUGAGAGUGAAGCAGCAUUCAAUUUCCCAACAAUCAGAAGGGGAUAACGAGGCAGUGUUUAUGAUAGUUGAGACGCCCUUAAUGAUUGCUGCUCAGAACGGUGUGAAAGAAAUAGUGAUGAAGUUACUAGAUUUUUUUCCAUCCACGGUGAACAUUGUAAAUGAAGAGGGAAAAAACACAAUUCUAUUGGCAGCAGAAAAGAGGCAGACCAAGCUGUAUCAGAUUUUGUGCGAAAAUAAAUUCCUCGACAAAAGGGUAUUUAGUCAAGUUGAUAAAGAUGGAAACACUGCAUUACACUUGGCAGCCAAUCCUGGGAUCAACCUAGAUUGGCAGACAACUACCAUGGUGGAGGAACUCAAGUGGUUUGAGUUUGUGAAAAAUUCAGUGCCUUCAGAAUUGUGGGAGAAAACCAACAAUGAUGGGAAAACAGCAGAAGAAGUCUUCAGAGACAAUUACGAGUUACCAAUGGCAAGGGAUAGAAUGUGGUUGAAUCAGACCUCGCAAACAUGUUCUGUGGCAUCGACCGUAAUUGCAUCCAUGGCCUUUUCCUAUAUUGUGUCAGAGAAGUUCGAUGGAAAGAGCUGCUCAUCACUUGUGGCCCUUUCCUUGUCCCUCACUUCCACCAUCUCCUUCUUGGCCAUACUUGCUUUUCGUUCUAAAUCUUUUAACUUCUGGAGAUAUGUUCCUUUUAUUCUUCACCUUGCUAUUUUGACCAUGGUUGGCUCCAUUGUUGCUUUGUGGAUCUCUCUCAUGCAACUUUGCAAAUCUUUAACUGCCUAUGCAAGUCUUGGCUUGCCAAUUGCCAUCCUUGCCAUUCUUUCACUACCCAUAUUCAUUGGUCGUACGUUAAUGUCUAUGUUUACCGAGUUUCCACCCCCCAACCGCAAAACCACAAAUGCCCUCCGUUACGAAAGGCCCUAG
Molecule: messenger RNA, 969 nt
Organism: Neltuma alba
Lineage: Eukaryota; Viridiplantae; Streptophyta; Magnoliopsida; Fabales; Fabaceae
Exons: 3
Coding region: 1-969 (322 amino acids)
Cellular component (GO): membrane
Molecular function (GO): protein binding
Source: RefSeq, a predicted model, not a curated record